Messenger RNA from Iphiclides podalirius (scarce swallowtail), 399 nucleotides. NCBI's taxonomy places the organism in Eukaryota, Metazoa, Arthropoda, Insecta, Lepidoptera, Papilionidae. The record is from the annotation of a GenBank genome assembly.
AUGAACAUUCCAUUUGCGCGCGUCCUUAAAAAAAUCGACAUACGCAUACAUUUGGAACCGAAACUUUUACGUUAUUCUCGAUCCAACGAACAUUCUAUCCAAAGUAGAUCGGGGGCGAAUAUCGAUUUAGGGUUGGCGAGUUGCGCGCUCGCCCCGCGCCCCUCAGUAGGGGCGGCGCUUUCGGCGGGCGCUCUUCGCUGUGUCGGCCGGCGCCCUGGCCGCUUGUCUCCUUCGGCGGCCGCGUCGUUCACAAUCGCCGACGGGGCGGGCUCCUUUAGAGCUCACGAGGGCGAACAAGACGUCGUUUUCGAGUUCGCCCCCCCGACCGAACAUACGGAUUCCGCAUCGACAGCACCCGCUAUGUGCCGGCCGCGUGCAUCGAACGCCCCCGCCCCGCAG